This is a messenger RNA of Magnolia sinica, 2549 nucleotides long. RefSeq lists its product as uncharacterized. Lineage: Eukaryota; Viridiplantae; Streptophyta; Magnoliopsida; Magnoliales; Magnoliaceae. Gene Ontology annotation, molecular function: protein binding. The transcript is spliced from 9 exons. The coding region runs from base 378 to 2306 and encodes 642 amino acids. The record is from RefSeq and is a predicted model, not a curated record.
AAUGGGGCUAAUCCAUCUUUCUCUCAAACUCUACAUCUAUCAGUCUAUCUAUCUUAUUGAAUAUCUAAGGAGAUCUUUCUUUGGGAUUUUUAUGUCUUUUCCCACCACCAAUCCAUUUCAUUUCCUGUUUGUUGAAACAGUCCUUUAGACAUGAAAGCACCUAUCUUUUCUUGUCUACAGACACUCAUGUCCUAUAUCUCACUGGGUUUGUUCAUGUACUUUUCACCCUAACAUCUCUCUCUCUCUCUCCCUACCUCCCCUUCUUUUACUCAACGGACUGUUUUUCUUCUUGUUGGUGGAGUUGAAUUGUUGCUAGAAGAAUCUUUUUUUCUUUUUUUCUUUUUAAUUAUUUGAAGUUGGUGGUGGUUUUUGGUGAGAUGGGGUCUUUGGGUGGAGAGGUGUUGAUGAAGAAGAAGGCAAUGUGGCUUUAUCCUAAGGUUUUGGGCUUCAAUCCUUCUGAGAGAUGGGGCCACUCAGCUUGCUGUUCUAAUGGGGUAGUCUAUGUUUUUGGGGGCUGCUGUGGUGGGUUGCAUUUCAGUGAUGUGCUUAUGUUGAAUCUCGAUACAAUGGUCUGGAGCUCCCUUGUGACAACGGGUCAGCUUCCUGGUACCCGAGACAGCCAUAGUGCAGUACUUGUUGGUGAUAGGAUGGUAGUUUUAGGGGGUACGAAUGGUUCGAAGAAGGUAAACGAUCUUCAUAUAUUGGACCUACAGACGAAAGAAUGGAGCCGACCCGCUUGUACAGGGGACCCACCUUCGCCUCGCGAAAGUCACUCAGCUACAGUAAUAGGCAAUGACAAGCUGGUGAUUUUUGGAGGUAGUGGAGAAGGGGAAGCGAAUUACUUGAAUGAUGUGCAUAUCCUAGACCUUAAGGCCAUGCGAUGGACUUCUCCAAAGGUGAAGGGCGAUCUCCCUGCACCGAGGGACAGCCACAUUGCGGUUGUGGUUGAGAGCAAGCUUCUUGUUUAUGGUGGAGAUUGUGGUGAUCGAUAUCACGGUGAAGUCGAUGUUCUUGACUUGGACACACUAACGUGGUCGAGGUUGGCAGUUCAAGGAUCUUCACCAGGGGUUAGAGCGGGUCAUGCAGCUGUAAAUAUCGGGACAAAGGUUUAUGUCAUUGGCGGCGUUGGUGAUAAGCAUUACUACAAUGAUGUUUGGGUUCUUGAUCUGCACACCUGUUCAUGGACUCAGCUUGAUAUAUGUGGCCAGCAACCGCAAGGGCGGUUUUCUCACAGUGCCGUGAUUACAGAAUCCGACAUUGCCAUCUAUGGAGGGUGUGGAGAGGACGAGCGGCCUCUGAAUGAAUUGCUCAUCCUACAAUUAGGGGCAGAGCACCCUAGUGGACGUUACAACAUUUCCUUGUGCAAGACUUUUGGUAGCCAUUGGAACCAAGAAAGACGGAGAUUUUUGAGAGGAAGUGAGAACUUGCAGAGAGCUAUGGUUUUUAGAAAUGGAGAACUGAAUAGUAGGGCCCGCGAAAUGGAUGGCGAACAGAAGCACCCUCUCCUACGUAAUUCGGAUAGCAUGCAUCCAAAGAGGAGGAAAACUGGUGAUUUGAAAUUUUGGGAGGUUGAAUCAGAACAAGAAGAACAUUCUCUGUCUCUAUCCCAAAACUCGUCGCCGUCACAAUCCGAUCAAGAGCAGACCACAGCUCAAAAACUGACUUCUGCUGCUUCAGACUCCGUCAUGGUCUCCCCGCCCUUCGGAUUGUUUAAGCGGAGGAAUCCGAUCAAUGGCCACUGCCAGUCUAACAACGCAGUGAAUUGCCAAAUGGAGCAGAGAAAUGGUACAGCAAGGACUGGUCAGGAUUUUCAUUUUGUGGCGCCUAAACCAGAACAGUUCCUCCGUAUUGUCCACACGGGAAGGCAAGAAGGGAAAUAUCCACCGUCGGAUCAGAAGGCUCUUCCAAGAUCUGUAGUUCCUCCACUGAUUGGUGCUGAGGUUCGAGGAACGGUCGAUGGAGCUUUUGAUUCCGGCUACCUCAUGACUGCAAAUGUCAAUGGCCAGAUUCUGAGAGGGAUCUUAUUCACUCCAGGACCCGGUGUUGUAACAAGAGCAGCCGUUCAUCCUCCUAAUCCACCUCUAACUGCUCAACCGUGUCCAAAUCCGAAUCAUGGCUGUAUCAGAUCACAGCAACCAUCGACGUUCGUACUGCCAGAAUCCGGCCAUCGUGCCCGGCAGGCCCAAUCGCCGACUGUCAUCAGAUCUGUGCCGUCCAUAGGCAAACAAGCAACAAGACUCGGUAGUGAUCUGCAAGGCGUUGUUCUAACACUAGGUGGACCGGGCAAUUGUCAUGGCCCACCGUAGAACUUCGCCAAAUCGACCGUUGUUCAAAGCUAGGCCAGUUUUUUUUUUUUCUAUGUAAAUCCUAAAAAGAUAAAAAAAAAGAAAUAAACGGAUGAGAUUUGUCGGGUUCAUGUAUCUGUUUGUGUUUGAAUCGUUGAUGGCCCACUGUUGUAUUGUUAGAUGCUAUUUUGGAUGGCAGUGAGGGAAAUGUGUAGAGAUCUUGAGCUUUGCUUUUUGCCUUGAUAUUAUCUGUUGUUCCUGAUC